AGGAGCGGUGUAUGGCGAGAGCUAUGCGUUGGAGAAGGUCAACUUGGUUGAGCCUCAGCUGAGCCUCAGCUGACGGCGCUCGAUAAGCCCGUCAUACGGACUUUGGCUUUGAUAACAGGCAACGAUUCUGUAUAUAAAACAUUGGCGCUGCCUUCCAAUCAUCAACACUUGCGGACUUACAUCCCAAUCAGCAACAGCAAACGGCAGCAUCCAGCUUUCAGCGUAUUUCCAGUCAAAUACCCAUACAAGAAUAUUCAACAUGUCGCAAUUCAGUUUUAUCGCUCUGAUCGCCUGCGCCGUCUUCUAUGUUCUGCAUAGCCACAGCGCCACAGCGGUGGUCGUUGGCAAGGCGGACUACAAAAAUAUUAAUUUUCCCGGCAAGUGUGUGCUGAACGCCAAUUCGAUUAUGUCGCCCGGAGAAAGUGGCAAGGCGCCCAAUCAUCCGUGCGCCAGCAUCACCUGCCUCGAAGACGGCACUGUUGAAUUUCGCACCUGCCGAGCAGUGGCGCCACCAAAGGGAUGCAAGCAGCGCGACUUUGUAAACACCAAUCGUGAUUUUCCCGCUUGCUGCGAGCGCAGCUACGAAUGCAAACCGACAAUCUAAAUGCUAUCAUUAUCG
This is a messenger RNA of Drosophila hydei, 619 nucleotides long. RefSeq lists its product as uncharacterized. Bases 260 to 604 code for a protein of 114 amino acids. The record is from RefSeq and is a predicted model, not a curated record. Lineage: Eukaryota; Metazoa; Arthropoda; Insecta; Diptera; Drosophilidae. The transcript has 2 exons.